Prorocentrum cordatum is the source of this 1236-nucleotide messenger RNA. The record is from the annotation of a GenBank genome assembly. NCBI's taxonomy places the organism in Eukaryota, Dinophyceae, Prorocentrales, Prorocentraceae.
UUGGCUGCCCACCCCCCCUGCCUCCGCCGGCUCCUCCUCGGCCCCGACGCUCCGCGCCACCACGCCGCCCACUCCGCGGCCGGCGUCCUGGGCCUGUGCCUCGCGGGCGAGGCGCGCGACGGGUUGCCCUCGCAGGAGUACGACCUGCUCGCGCAUCAGGUCCAGGACUACGCCCCGUCCGUCCGCAUCAAGCGCGUCCUGGAGCGCAACGCGCCGCACCAGCAGAGCAGGGGGCAGUUCAACAUCGACCGCACCACCGAGGGCUCGCACUGGCUGCUCCUGCGGACGGAUGUCUACCACACCGUGAUCAACAUGCCGUUCACCCAGUUGAUUCCUUUGUUUGUUGUGGUUUACGUCUCAUCGUGGUUGUUAUUUGCUGUCUUGUGGAUGUACGUCUCGGAGCCAUGCGGGUGCGAGCUCACACACUUCAAGCGCGCCUUCUUCUUGUCCAUGGAGACGAUGAUGACGAUCGGGUACGGCGUCCCCGACCCUUACUUCAACGACUGUGACGAGGUGAUUCCCGUCAUCGUGACCGAAGCCCUUUUCGGGCUCCUGUUGGAUGCUGCGUUCCUGAACACGUUGUUCCAGCGCUUCUCCCGCGCGUUCGAGCGCGCGGCCACGGUCGUUUUCAGCGCCGCGUCUCUCCUCGAGGUGGUCGACCAGGAGAUGCACUGGACGUUCCGCGUCUGCGAGCUGCGGCGGCAGCCUCUGCUGGAGCCGCUGCUGCGGGUGCACUGUGUGCGGGUGGAGCCGUGCCAGUCCCAUCCUGACCGUGUGGAAGUCAAAGUCUUGCCGGUCGCCCUCUCCCAGCCGUCGGAGGACAUUGCCGACGCGCAUGCCUUACCGGUGCCUCCUCUCCCUGCCGGUGGCGGCCGUGCACAAGAUCGAUCGCUCCACCCGCUCGCGCCGCCCCCCGCGGCGGGUUGCGACGGCUCGGACCCCACGCCGGACGAGGUCCACAGGCACCUGCGCUCGCUGCCGUACCUGGAGCUCAUCGCGAUUGUGAGCGGCACCGACGGCGUGACAGGCGACGACGGGAGGGAGGAGAAGGACGGCCACGCCCGCGGAGAUCCUGCCCAACCGCAGGUUCGCCCCCUGCGUCUCGGUGGAGCGAGGCCUGCUGACCGUGAGCUUCAGCGACUUGCAUGCGACGGAGCCCACGACGGGCACGACCAGCAUGUAGCAGGUGGCUGGACAGACUAUAAGUUUGCGACGGCAAAGCUGCUUGCGAGUUGA